Messenger RNA from Dothidotthia symphoricarpi CBS 119687, 495 nucleotides. RefSeq lists its product as uncharacterized. The coding region runs from base 65 to 382 and encodes 105 amino acids. The transcript has a single exon. The record is from RefSeq and is a predicted model, not a curated record. Lineage: Eukaryota; Fungi; Ascomycota; Dothideomycetes; Pleosporales; Dothidotthiaceae.
AUCGGUCAGUCUGUGGAUUGCAUUGUAUUCCGGAAAUCGAUGCAGCAAGCAAAUCACAGUGAGGAUGCCAUUUUCUACCCAGAGCAACUGCAGGCAAGCUUCGCUUCCUCAGUGGAUAAAUCAAAUGUUGUUCACAAACAGUAUUGAAAGCUCUGCGUUCAGGGAAUCUUAUACAUUCGAUCCACCCGAACCAUCACCUCAGGUGAUUACUAUACACCUAUCCUGGCUGGUUUACACAUCAGCGCAAUCCCCCUCGACCCAGACUCGCAUGGCUAACAAAGCCUUAGUCUUAUGCGAUGGUUAUGUCUUGCCUCAGCGCUCAGUGAUCAUCGUGUCCUCCCCUCGCACGCAAACUGACAAAGCACAUUGGGACGACGCGUAGAGCUUUGACGCAGUCGGCCCAUAUUCCGUUUGCGGUGGGUGUCCGAGGAUGUCCUGAGUCUCAAGUUGCCUUCUUGCACGACGAUCGAGUUGUGCUGACAUGUCUCUUUGGGA